GUGUCGGUUUGUUUACAGCGGUCGCAGCAGACAUGGCUGUGGACAUCACUCUGCUCUUCAAAGCCAGCGUGAAGACGGUCAAGACGAGGAACAAAGCGAUAGGAAUAGGCUUUGACUCGCCGAAAGAUGACAUUUUCAAGAGGAGCAGACCAAAGAGUGGCUUCUCCCCGAAGGCGAGAGAAGUGAUCACAAACAUCACCAAGCUCAAAGACUUUCUACUACAACACAGGAAAGAUUAUGUGAGCGCCGGAAGUCUCAUCUCGUCAGAUCUUACCCGUAUGACGGACAAUGAACGAGACCAGAUUGACCAGGACGCUCAGAUCUUCAUGAGGACUUGUUCUGAGGCCAUCAAGCAGCUACGCAAUGAAGCGGAGAAGCAGGUGACAUCAGCCCAGAUAAAGGAGCAUAGAGGAGCCGUGCUGGACCUCAUUGAAAUGUAUCUGAGAGGAGUAUGCAAGCUGUACUCUGAGCAGAGAGCCAUCCGGGUCAAGAGAAUGGUGGACAAGAAGAGGCUGUCCAGACUGGCCCCAGAGCACCACAGUAAGGUUGAGAGAGCGCCAGAAGUGGAGCCCACGGAGGAGAAGACUGUCAAGGAGGAAAGUACUGAAAAGAGUGUAUCAGAGGUCCUGGACAACCCUGUCAACCUGUGGGAGGAGGGCCGAGCGGAGGAUGAGCUCUCUCCGGAGGAGAUCCAGAUGUUUGAGCAGGAGAACCAGAGGUUGGUGAGUGAGAUGAACAGCCUGGUGGAUGAAGUGAGGCAAAUCGAGGGAAAGGUGGUGGAGAUCUCUCGACUGCAGGAGAUCUUUGCUGAGAAAGUCCUGCACCAAGAAACGGAGAUAGACAGUAUUCAUCAGCUGGUUGUGGGUGCUACAGAAAAUGUCAAAGAAGGCAAUGAGGAUAUACGAGAGGCAAUCAAAAACAACGCCGGCUUCCGGGUAUGGAUCCUCUUCUUCCUGGUCAUGUGCUCUUUCUCUCUCCUCUUCCUGGACUGGUAUGACAGCUAACACAGCUGGUCAGCAUGGACUCUAUACGACAGGAAACAGUCUAGCUCCGGCACAUUUUGGUUAUCUCGAUAAGAAACGACGACAACACUGAGACUGAAUGUACAGUUUACCACGCUGGACCUGAUGUACAAAGCAACAGCAUGUUCUUCAUGAAGAUUCUGUGUUCAAGUGAAGACGGCAGUUUGUUCUUCCCUAAUGCUAUCUAGUUUCAGUCUUUAAAAGCACUUCUGUGGAGGAGAACUUUGUAUGGAGCACUGUCUGUGUGUCUGUGUGUGUGUGUGUGUGGUUGGACAAUUGGUCUUUGUCCGCCACUAAAAGCAGUGAUAAUGGUUUGAUUGGCUACUACUCUUGUUCUGACUGACUGAAAAAAACCAUUGAUUUCUGUUGAUGCCUUUUGGAACAGACUAAAGGAUACUGUGCAGACUGACAUUACAUUGCCUUGCUGUCUCAUGUACAUUAUUUAUAUACAUUAUAAACUUGUGUCCCUCAGUGACAUAUACAUUAUACUUCACUGUCAAAUGUAAGGAAUGUUUUCCUUUCCAGGCAAUUAUGAGAAGCAGAACAAUUUAUUUGAUGUCUAUCACAGCGUAACUGUACUGACACACCACUCACAUUCUAGUAAAACUAAGUAAUUCUCUUAA
Morone saxatilis (striped sea-bass) is the source of this 1645-nucleotide messenger RNA. It is a transcript of the gene stx18, whose product is annotated as syntaxin 18. Gene Ontology annotation, cellular component: membrane; endoplasmic reticulum; SNARE complex. The coding region runs from base 33 to 1004 and encodes 323 amino acids. The transcript is spliced from 11 exons. The record is from RefSeq and is a predicted model, not a curated record. NCBI's taxonomy places the organism in Eukaryota, Metazoa, Chordata, Actinopteri, Moronidae. Gene Ontology annotation, molecular function: SNAP receptor activity. Gene Ontology annotation, biological process: retrograde vesicle-mediated transport, Golgi to endoplasmic reticulum; intracellular protein transport.